Molecule: messenger RNA, 1731 nt
Organism: Mizuhopecten yessoensis (Yesso scallop)
Lineage: Eukaryota; Metazoa; Mollusca; Bivalvia; Pectinida; Pectinidae
Product: endoplasmic reticulum-Golgi intermediate compartment protein 2-like
Exons: 11
Coding region: 112-1287 (391 amino acids)
Biological process (GO): endoplasmic reticulum to Golgi vesicle-mediated transport; retrograde vesicle-mediated transport, Golgi to endoplasmic reticulum
Cellular component (GO): membrane; COPII-coated ER to Golgi transport vesicle; endoplasmic reticulum
Source: RefSeq, a predicted model, not a curated record
CCUGUCCACAUCACAGUUACUUUAGAUUUCACCUGCUCAUACAUAUAAUGCAAAACAACUGAUUUAAUACAGCAAACAAGUCAGCCAUUGCAAUCAAGAACAAAUGCCAUAAUGCGAAGACUGAAUGCCCUUAACCAGAAACAGGCUUUGAAAGUUGUGAAGGAGUUUGAUGCCUUUCCAAAAGUCCCAGAUGACUACAAGAAAACAACACCGACAGGAGGGGGAGUUUCCAUCGUGGUCUUUAUCCUCAUUGCUAUCUUAGUGAUGUCAGAAGUGGCCUACUAUGCAUCCACACAGCUCAAAUUUGACUACGAAGUCGAUACAGAUGCUGACGGAAAACUGAAAAUCAACAUUGAUAUGACUGUAGCAAUGCCUUGUCAGAUGAUUGGAGCGGAUGUGGUUGACAUGACCGGACAAGACACCAACAUGUUUGGACAGUUGACCUUAGACAAGGCCAUCUUUGAACUGACCCCACGACAACGUCAAUACCAGGAUGUGGUGCAGGAGAUUAAUGCCUACCUGAGGGAGGAAUAUCAUGCUAUACAAGAGCUUCUGUGGAUGUCUGGCAUCUCGGCUGUCUACAAACAGGGCAUGCCACCGAGGGAUGACAACCCAGUGGGUCAACCGGAUGCCUGCCGAGUUCAUGGAUCCUUGGAGGUCAACAAAGUGGCUGGAAAUUUUCACAUUACAGCAGGAAAGUCGGUGCCGAUGAUACCACGAGGACAUGCUCACAUAUCCAUGAUGAUUAAGAACUCUGAUUACAACUUCUCUCACAGAAUUGACCAUUUCUCAUUUGGUGAACCUGUCAAUGGAGUGAUCAACCCCCUGGACGGAGAGGAGAAUGUUACCCCAGACAACUUCUAUAUGUACCAGUACUUUAUGCAGAUAGUGCCGACAGAAGUUAGAACAUACGCGGCCAAUGUUGACACCUACCAGUAUGCCGUUUCACAUCGGAAUCGAAGCAUUAACCAUUCCUCAGGGAGCCAUGGAGUGCCAGGGAUAUUCGUGAAGUAUGAUCUCAACUCUCUGAAAAUUCGUGUACGAGAAGUUCACCGACCAUUUGGACAGUUUCUCAUACGAUUAAUUGGUAUUGUUGGAGGAAUAUUUUCUGUAUCAGGUAUAAUGCACUCCCUGGCUGGUUUUGUAACAGAUCUGAUAUGCUGCAAAUUCAAACUAGGACAAUACAAGAAGGAAAACUUCAGCGAUAUCGCCGAUUCUAGUUCUAUUACGGACAAUUUUCCCACGGAAAACAUCCCUGGAGUUAAUUUAUUGGCAACAGACAGCUGAUAAUAGCGAUUAUUAAUAAGUUCUAUUUUUUAUUAUUUAAGUACAAACAAGGUUUUUACUGUUAAUGAAAAUUAAGAAAUAUUUGGAGAAAAAAAAAUUGUGAGUACUUGCAGUACCUACAGCCAUUCCUAACAAGUGAUAUUUGCUAGAAUUUUAAUUUGCUAAACAUGUAUUUUCAAUCAGGUAAUAUACACUGAAUCUUUAAGAUAGCCUUCCAAUAUUUUUCUUAGUAUGUUGGGGUAAGGGGAUGGAGCUUAGAAGACCAAACAGAAAUGCUUUUAGUUGCAGGGAAGGGGGGGGGGGGGGAAGGUUAGAAGACCAAACGUAGAUGUUAAAAAAGUUUGUUUACAACAAUUAUGAAACAAGUUAUUCAACUUACAUAUAUAUAUCAGUAUUUUUGGCCCAGAUGUUAGCACACCGGGGGUCUUAAUGUGGGAGGAAACU